Molecule: messenger RNA, 1614 nt
Organism: Helianthus annuus (common sunflower)
Lineage: Eukaryota; Viridiplantae; Streptophyta; Magnoliopsida; Asterales; Asteraceae
Exons: 2
Coding region: 1-1614 (537 amino acids)
Biological process (GO): proteolysis
Molecular function (GO): aspartic-type endopeptidase activity; zinc ion binding; nucleic acid binding
Source: RefSeq, a predicted model, not a curated record
AUGGCUGAUGCAAGCAACGUUAACGAUGGUGAUGAUACGAUUAGACUAGAAGCACUUGAGAACAAAGUCACGGAUGUAGCUGAAGGGGUUAUAGAAGCCAAUCUCCCACGGCUAGCUCAAGAGGUAGAAAGUAGGGUCUUGGGAAUUGUAGAUGCUAUGAUGACCAGUAAGAUCGAGGAAUUGAAAGAACUAAUGGAGGGGUCUAGGAGUAAAGGCAAGGAACGACGAUGCACGUAUAAAGACUUCAUGGCGUGCAAUCCGGCAACGUAUGAUGGUAAAAUUGAUCCGAUCGCAUGCCAAAGAUGGAUUUCAAACAUGGAGGCAGUGUUUAUACGAAGCCGGUGUGAUAGAGAAGAUCAAGUGAUGUUUGCUACGGGUCAACUCACCCUUCAGGCGAAAGAUUGGUGGGAUGCGCAUAGCAAGGAAAUAGGCGAAGAAAGACUCCAAACGAUGACCUGGCAAGAGUUUAAGGAUCCCUUCAUGAAAUAUCACUGCCCUCAGUCAGCCAUUGAUAAGAUUCAAGAGGAUUUCUUACGCCUCCGACAGAAAAACGAGACGAUAAAUGAGAUAUCAAACACUUUCUUGGAUAAGAUGAAGUUUUGUGGAGAGUUUGUGCAAACUGAAAGGAUGAAGAUUAACCGCUUUUAUGGCGUAUUAAAGGCAGAAUUUAGGGAGUUCAUCACUCCCUCGAAGUGUGAGACUCUUGAUGAGCUCAUCAAUCUAGCGCGGGAUAGAGAAAUCGAGAUCAAGAGGCAAGAAGAGCGUGGAGAAAAGAGACCAAAUGAAAAGGGUGGGAAUUCGACCCCGACCAAAAAGGGGAAGUAUCAAGAGCAAGGAAGGAAGGACAAGUCGAAAAGUGGUAUCACGCCGUGUAAGACUUGCGGAAAACUUCAUACGGGGGAAUGCUUGUUAGGCAAGAAGGGGUGUUAUAAAUGUGGUAAGGAGGGACACUCAUCUUAUCAAUGCCCGAAUAGCCCAAAGACUUGCUUCAACUGUUUCGAAAAGGGGCACAUCAAAUCUGAAUGCCUGAAACUCCAGCAAGAGUCGAAGAAGGAAGAUAAGAAACAAGAUAAGAAACAAGAAGGUCCUAGGGCCAAGGGUAGAAUGUUCCAAAUUACAUCCGAAGAAGCCAAGUCUCAUCCGAAUGUGAUUUCAGGUAUCUUUUUACUAAACUCCAUACCGGUAUAUGUUCUGUUCGAUACCGGAGCUACUAUGUCAUUUAUUUCGAAUGAAAUUAUACAACAUCCGUCCUUUAGGAUCGAACGAAUGUCAACGCCACUAGAAGUAGAAAUAGCCGAUAGUAAGAUCUAUAUGUUACACGAGGUUUGUAGAAACUGUAAAUUCACUAUAGAAGAUGAGGAAUUUGACAUCGACCUCAUACCUAUGGUGUUGGGGGAAUUUAAAAUGAUUGUGGGGAUGGAUUGGUUAGCGCGACACCAUGCGGAGAUUGACUGCGAAAAUAAGGUAAUGUUCAUCCAGGCUCCAAGUGGAAGACAGUUGAGUAUUCAAGGGGAAAGAAACGUGGAAACCAAGUUGUGUACCUUGGUCCAAGCUUACAAAUACGUACUUAACGGGAGUAAAGCAUAUUCAAUGGAUGUAAUUUCGAAUAUUUAG